This is a messenger RNA of Coffea arabica (coffee), 1417 nucleotides long. The record is from RefSeq and is a predicted model, not a curated record. Lineage: Eukaryota; Viridiplantae; Streptophyta; Magnoliopsida; Gentianales; Rubiaceae.
ACGGGUAGUGCACAAUCCUGUGGGCAAUCCGUUGAAAUUCCAGAACCCCAAGUACAGAGUAGAAUAAAAUUGUUGCAAGACUAGUCGUAUUUAACUCACUGCCACCAGUGGAGGCUGUGGAGCGAGCUUUGACUUUAAUCAAGAGUGUUCUGAGUCUUCUGACGAGCAGGGUCAAGAUUUAGGUUGAAACGCAUUCUCGAUGGAGUCUAGAGUUAUUCUUUUGCUUCUGUUAUGUUUGUUGUCGAUUCCGUCGGAUCUGUCUGUUUCCGCUGGCCAAUUUUCCCGCUGGGGUGGUGGGAAGAAAUUAAAAGGGUCGGCGGUAAAGCUGGCCACGGGUGCUUCAUCGGCUCCGUUUGAUCCGACCCGGGUUACCCAACUCUCUUGGAAGCCCAGGGCUUUUAUAUAUAGGGGAUUCUUAACAAAUGAAGAGUGUGAUCAUAUGAUCAAUCUGGCUAAGAAUAAGAUGGAGAAAUCCAUGGUGGCUGACAAUGACUCUGGCAAGAGCAUAGAGAGCGAAGUUCGAACAAGUUCUGGCAUGUUCCUUAAGAAGCAUCAGGAUGACAUUGUUGGUGGUGUCGAGGCUAAGAUUGCUUCCUGGACAUUCCUUCCUGUAGAGAAUGGGGAAGCUAUGCAAGUACUACAUUAUGAGCAUGGACAAAAGUAUGAGCCACAUUUUGAUUAUUUUCAUGACAAGGAAAAUCAGAAAUUGGGUGGUCAUAGAGUAGCAACCGUGCUUAUGUAUUUAUCUGAUGUUGCGAAAGGUGGCGAAACAGUUUUCCCUAGUUCAGAGAAAAAGGAAACUCAACCAAAGGGUGAUGAUGAUUGGUCUGAUUGUGCUAAAAAUGGCUAUGCUGUAAAACCCAGGAAGGGUGAUGCACUGCUGUUUUUCAGUUUACAUCCUGAUGCUACGACUGACCCUUUGAGCUUGCACGGGAGCUGUCCUGUCAUUGAAGGUGAGAAGUGGUCUGCUACAAAAUGGAUUCAUGUAAGGUCUUUUGAUGCGCUGUCUACUAGUGAAGAUUGUGUUGAUAAGGAUCCAAAUUGCCCUCACUGGGCUGCUUCAGGUGAAUGUGAGAAGAAUCCUCUAUAUAUGGUGGGCUCUGAGGAGGCUGUUGGUUAUUGUAGAGAGAGCUGUAAGAUUUGCUCAUCUUAGAAUCUGAAGCCCAAAAUCAUUAGAGGUAUUUAUAGAUCAACCCCAUCCUUGGGUUGUAUAUAACAUUCGGAUAUCUCCAUGGAUCGGAUCGACCAUUUGAAAAAGUAGUGUCGUUUUUGUCUUGAAGUGUGGGUACUGGAGUUACUGAACAAGAAGAGGCAAUCAAACUUUUUCCCUUAACUGUUUCAGACUUAACCCAUUUGUCAUAUACAGAAGCAUCUUCUUCUAUAGUGAAUUGAAAUAGGUUUUUGUUGUUGCCUCCUU